CUGAAUCAACAUUAACGGAGAUGACAGAGGCUUUAAAAGAGGACGAAGACAAAACACAUCCAGCAACGCUCCUGGAGUUUGAGUGGGGUCCAAGCAGAGACCUGCAGGAAGCCCACCAGAAGAAGCGCAGAGCUCUUCUCCAGAAAUCAUCUCGCAGGGUGGAGGAAAUCAAAGCCAAAGCUGCUCUUGUCAAAAUCCAAGCCUCUUCUGAAACUGGAGAGCAGUCUAAAGCUAAACAGUCUACAUCAGUCGCCUGUAAGUCCAAAACAAAGUCAGAAAAAGCUCAAGACCCUCAGAGGAACCUUCAGACUGACACCAAGUCAAAGGGAGGAAAGGCGGAGCAGACUGGAGAGAAAACCGCUCAGAAAUCCGGCUUCAUCAAGCAGAAAAAGUCCCAGCUUCCUCCUGCAGUGAGCGAUUCCAGGCUGAAGAAUGUGGAUGAAGUGAGAAUCUGCCAACCUGAUCAAAGGAGACGGGAUGUGACCGAGAUGCACCGGCGAACUCAGAGACUGUAUGAGCAGCUGGAGGAGGUGAAGCAUCAGAAGGAAGUCCGCAGCAGACAGGAAGCUUCCGCCAAAAACCGACUGAAGGCCCAAGAGUUUCACAAGAAAACUUUGCAGAAACUUCGUGCCAAGCAGACUCAGCGUUGAUCGACUUUCAAUGUGUUGUAGAUUUUUUUUUAAACAUUUUGUAAA
Molecule: messenger RNA, 695 nt
Organism: Scomber scombrus (Atlantic mackerel)
Lineage: Eukaryota; Metazoa; Chordata; Actinopteri; Scombriformes; Scombridae
Product: (E2-independent) E3 ubiquitin-conjugating enzyme FATS-like
Exons: 5
Coding region: 21-650 (209 amino acids)
Biological process (GO): regulation of centriole replication
Cellular component (GO): centriole; cytosol; centrosome
Source: RefSeq, a predicted model, not a curated record